This is a messenger RNA of Podospora anserina S mat+, 1509 nucleotides long. RefSeq lists its product as uncharacterized. The coding region runs from base 1 to 1509 and encodes 502 amino acids. NCBI's taxonomy places the organism in Eukaryota, Fungi, Ascomycota, Sordariomycetes, Sordariales, Podosporaceae. Gene Ontology annotation, biological process: intracellular iron ion homeostasis. The transcript is spliced from 3 exons. The record is from RefSeq and is a predicted model, not a curated record.
AUGGAUGAGACCGAGGCCGUCCCCCAGCUUGUCAACGGCGCCAGCCAGUUCCCCAAGAGCCAAUAUGUUACUCCCACAGAGGUUGAUGCCGUGCACGACCUGGUGUGCAUUGGCUUCGGCCCCGCCAGCGUCGCCAUUGCCAUUGCUAUGCACGACGCCAUGGAGGCCGGCAAGCUCAAGCAGUGCCCCAAAGUCCUCUUUCUGGAGAAGCAGCCCCAGUUCGCUUGGCACGCCGGCAUGCUCCUGCCCGGCGCGAAGAUGCAGAUUUCCUUCGUCAAGGACCUCGCCUCUCUCAGAGACCCCCGCUCUCAUUUCACCUUCCUCAACUACCUCCACAAGAACGAGAGACUGGUUGACUUCAUCAACCUGGACACCUUCACCCCCGCCCGCGCCGAGUUUGAGGACUAUCUCCGCUGGUGCGCCAACCACUUUGAGGACGUUGUCUGCUAUCAGAACGAGGUGGUCUCGGUCGCUCCUGUCCAGGAGGACGGCCCCGCCAAGAUCUUUGAGGUGACAUCACGCAACAUCAAGACCGGUGUGACCAGCACCUACCGCACACGCAACGUUCUUGUGGCUGCUGGUGGCCAGGCCUCCCUCCCCGACAUCUUCCCCGCUCACCACCCGCGUGUUAUUCACUCGUCUCAGUAUGCCCAACGGGCGCCUCAAAUUCUUGGCGACAGGUCGGCCCCCGUUCGCGUUGCCGUGGUUGGUGCCGGCCAGAGCGCCGCCGAGAUCUUCAGCAACGUCCAGAGUCUCUACCCCAACAGCAAGACCUACAUGGUCAUGAGAUCCGAGUUCCUCCGGCCAAGUGACGAUUCCCCCUUCAUCAACUCCAUCUUCAACCCCGAGUACAUUGACCAGAUCUUCCCCAAGUCCGCCGCCUACAAGGCCAAGUUUCUCCAUGAAGCCCGCGCUACCAACUACAGCGUCGUCCGCCUUGAGCUGAUUGAGCACCUCUUUGAGACCAUGUACCACCAGAAGCGGACGUUGGGCGCAGAUGAGAAGAAGUGGCCCCACAGGAUUCUGGCUGGCAGAGAGCUUAUCAAGGUGGAGGACAAGGGCGAUGGACUGCGCAUCAAGGUGGCCAGACUCUCCACCACUGGUGUGUCAGAUGGCCCCCUCCUCAACGAGGAGGACCUGGAUGUGGAUCUCGUCAUCUGCGCCACUGGCUACAAGAGAACGGCCCAUGUGGACAUCCUCAAGGGCGCCUAUGAUCUCCUUCCCGAGUUCGACGUUGCUGGUGAGCAGGAGCAGGAGCAGAUUGGCGUGCCCAGAAAGGACCGGUGGGUGGUGGAGAGCGCCAACAAGGCCCAAGAGUCAUCAAAGCGCGUGAUUGAGGUUGGCCGUGAUUACGGUGUUCGUUUUGCUAGCGGUGCCGUGGCUCAAGGCUCCGGUGUUUGGUUGCAAGGUUGCUGUGAAGGCACCCAUGGUUUGAGUGAUACCCUACUUUCUGUUCUGUCAACACGGUCCGGCGAGAUUGUUGAGUCUAUUUUCGGAGUUUCCAGGUGA